This is a messenger RNA of Aspergillus puulaauensis, 1908 nucleotides long. Its product is annotated as DUF3176 domain-containing protein. The transcript has a single exon. NCBI's taxonomy places the organism in Eukaryota, Fungi, Ascomycota, Eurotiomycetes, Eurotiales, Aspergillaceae. The coding region runs from base 1 to 1908 and encodes 635 amino acids. The record is from RefSeq and is a predicted model, not a curated record.
AUGGUAUCUCAUGCGCCAUCCCCGGGUGGACACGACGGCCUGAGCAGACCUGAUCUUGAGUUCGAACGAUUUGAAUACCUGCGCAGUCCUCGUGUGUCUGCUCAUUCCAGUGGUACUGAAACAGGGCUGUCAAAAACACAUAACACAUCUGUGCAGACGCGGGACCCGCAUACAGACAGUAAACCAAAGCGACCAGGGUUCGAUUGGGAAGGCUCUUGGGCAUGGGAAAUCGCAUCUCUUACCCUAUCCGUCGUGGGCGUUGCUCUUUUGAUUGCCUUUCUUGUCACAAUAAACAAUACUCCAUAUGAGGACUGGCAAUAUACUGCGUCCCCUAAUACUGUCGUGUCGAUUAUUGUCACCGUUACCAAAGCCGCAUUGUUCGUCCCAGUGUCAUCAUGUCUUGGUCAACUAAAAUGGAAUCUAUUCCAAAGCCCAGCGCCACUAUAUCACAUGCAGGUUAUUGACCAGGCAAGCCGGGGGCCCUGGGGAUCGUUGGAGGUUUUACUGAGGGGAGUAUUUGGGUCGAAAACAGGAAUCCUGACUUAUGUCGGCGCGUCCCUUACGAUCUUGGCUCUUGCAGUGGACCCAUUUGCACAGCAGAUUUUGACGUUCCCUCAACGAACCGUUCCAGCACUGAAUGCCACUGCAUCUAUCCAAACAUCAAAACAUUGGUACUCAGGAGAGGGUUCUGAUUUCAGUGACGUGCGUCUUGAGCUUCCACCAAGCCUUUUAAGUGCAAUAAUAGGUGGCAUCUUGCAGACACAUCGUCCUCUGGAACCCCGAUGCAAUGCAGGCUCUUGCGACUUCCCAGGGUUUUCUUCACUGGGGAUAUGCAGCAAAUGUGAGGAUGUCACACCUCAAACUAAGCAAACGUGUCGGAAAGUCGGUCCAGCGUAUUGGGGCGACGACAUCCACCCGGCGUUCAAGGAAAUCACUAUUAAUUGUACCUACCAAGCCCCGAAUAACCUCUCCUUCGAUUUUGAAUCAUUUCCACAAUUCUCCUACGGCCUGGAAUCAGAUCCAUACAAGAACGACCAUCUCACAUUCCGUAUUGGGCGCUGGAGUCUACGUGCAAGGGCGGGGGAGCCAAUUUUGGACAUCCAGGCCCCGAUUGUCUCCCUCUUUGAGGUGGACUAUACGAACCCGGUUUUCUACAAUGUAUCCAAUGUGACAGCCCCACCAACAAAGCCACUGGUAAAUGAAUGUGCGGUAUACUUUUGCAAACGAGAAUACCCAGCGAUCACCUACGUGCCUGGCGACCAAAACAGCAGCUCCGUGCAUGUUGCUGAUACACAGGAGCUCAUUGCUCAGGGUGUCAGCGAUCACACCCCAGGAUUCCCUUAUUACUUUGCACCACCAAACGCGCCGCCAACUCCUUCAGAAGACCUGCAAUACAGCAUGGACUUCCUGACGUUCACCAGCUUCAGACCUCUUAUGAUGAGCCUUUUCAACAGUACAUAUAAUAUCGCCAAGCGGAACUCAACCUCAGAUACCUUGAAACUGGCAACGUUUCUACGAAGGACUGACCUCAGCGAAAUACUCGAUUCGGUGUCCACCAGCGUCAGUGAUACCAUUCGCACUAAUGAGUAUGGUACCACGCUUUCCGGGGAGGCACAUCGCGACGAAACAUUCAUUCGUGUCCGAUGGCCGUGGAUUAUUCUUCCCGUCGUUGUUACUUUGGGAUCAAUUGCGCUGCUUCUGGGGACUGCAAUUGGAAGCAAACAGAAGAAAGCCAUGCUGUGGAAGUGCAUGGUGCUUCCGUUGAUAGCAAGCCACUUCGAUACGACACCAGAGAACGAAAUUGCGUCUGUGCGCAGAGUGGAUGGAAUGACGGAUAUGUCGAAGAAGAUGCGCGCUGUGGUGGUUCAGGAUGAAGGCCCGAUUACAUUCAAGGAAAAGGAAAAUUAG